Molecule: messenger RNA, 1644 nt
Organism: Pundamilia nyererei
Lineage: Eukaryota; Metazoa; Chordata; Actinopteri; Cichliformes; Cichlidae
Product: cytochrome P450 2F2-like
Exons: 9
Biological process (GO): xenobiotic metabolic process
Cellular component (GO): intracellular membrane-bounded organelle; cytoplasm
Molecular function (GO): oxidoreductase activity, acting on paired donors, with incorporation or reduction of molecular oxygen, reduced flavin or flavoprotein as one donor, and incorporation of one atom of oxygen; heme binding; iron ion binding
Source: RefSeq, a predicted model, not a curated record
AUGGAGUUUUCUGGCACGUUGAUUUUAAUAGGGGCUGUCUUGACGUUACUGUAGCUUUUCAGCAUCAAGAGUCAUAGGCAACUUGCCUUACCUCUCGGACCCUCUGCCCUGCCUGUCAUCGGAAAUGUGCUACAAAUGGACAAAAGGGCCCCAUUCAAAACUAUGCUAAAGCUCAGUGAUAAAUAUGGCUCGGUGAUUACGAUGUAUCUGGGCCCCCAACGCACAGUGAUUUUGUUGGGGUAUGAUGCUGUGAAGGAGGCGCUGCUGGACCAAGCAGAUGACUUCUCUGGCCGAGGACCUAUCCCGUUACUUUUCAAAGCUUCCAAAGGCUACGGUUUGGGUGUUAGCAAUGGAGAGUGUUGGCAACAGCUACGAAGGUUUAUCCUGACAACUUUGAGAGACUUUGGGAUGGGAUGUAAAGGAAUGGAAGAGUGGAUCCAGGAGGAGAGCAGUCAUCUGGUGGGCUGCAUUAAAAAGAUGAAUGCUAAACCCUUUGAUCCAACCUUCUUCCUGAGCUGCACCGUGUCCAAUGUUAUCUGCUGUUUGGUGUUUGGCCAGCGCUUCAGUUAUGAUGAUAAACACUUCCUAUACCUUCUGCAGAUCAUCUCAGACACCUUGAAAUUUGGCAGCAGUUCUCAGGGCCAGCUCUAUAAUAUCUUCCCACGGUUGAUGGAGUGGUUGCCCGGUUCACAUCACAAUGUGUUUGCCAAACUUGAGGAGAUGAGAGCAUUUAUUAUGAAUAAAAUCCAAGAACGUCAGGACACACUGGACGCAAGUUCACCCAGAGAUUACAUUGACUGCUUCCUCCUAAGACUCAAUAAGCACAUUCCUACAAGCCAGUUCCACUAUGACAACUUGGUGUCAACAGUGUUGAAUCUUUAUCUGGCAGGAACUGAAACCACCAGUUCAACUAUCAGAUAUGCAUUAAAUGUUCUGAUCAAAUACCCCCAAAUACAAGAGACCAUUCAGCAGGAAAUUGACACUGUAGUUGGACAGCGUUGCCCUUGUAUGGAAGACAAGAAGUCCCUUCCAUAUACAGACGCAGUCCUCCAUGAAAUUCAACGUUUUCUAGAUAUUAUCCCCUUGAGCAUCCCUCACUAUGCACUACAUGACAUUUCUUUCAGGGGUUACACAAUUCCCAAGGAUACACUAAUUAUUCCCUUGUUGCACUCUGUGCUAAAAGAUGAAAAACGGUGGGCAACUCCACGGUCUUUUAACCCCCAGCACUUUCUGGACAACAAUGGGAACUUUAAGAAAAACCCUGCAUUUCUGCCCUUCUCUGCAGGAAAGAGAUCUUGCAUUGGAGAGUCUCUUGCUUGCAUGGAGAUUUUCCUCUUCCUGGUGUCACUGCUGCAACAUUUCACUUUCUCUUGCCCUGGCGGGCCUGACAGCAUAGACCUCAGCCCUGAGUACAGUGGCUUUGCCAAUUUGCCUCGCAGAUACACAAUUAUUGCAACACCCCGUUAGUAAUGCUGAUUUAAACUAUAGUCUGGGUUUUCAAUCUUCUAAACUUUUAAGACUGAUAUCACUAGCUGUUACGAUCAAUUUUCAUGCCCUGUGCUUCAGUGUGUUUUUCUGUCUAUGUAAAUUCUAUCAUCUUGUUUACAGCAUAUCCAAUGUUGUUCGGUGUGGUAUAUUUUCUUU